Molecule: messenger RNA, 1347 nt
Organism: Sporothrix brasiliensis 5110
Lineage: Eukaryota; Fungi; Ascomycota; Sordariomycetes; Ophiostomatales; Ophiostomataceae
Product: mitochondrial carrier protein
Exons: 2
Coding region: 1-1347 (448 amino acids)
Biological process (GO): magnesium ion export from mitochondrion
Molecular function (GO): magnesium ion transmembrane transporter activity
Source: RefSeq, a predicted model, not a curated record
AUGCCCACAGACGGCGCCGUCAGGCUUCCGACGACUGCGCCCGCAAACUCGUCUCGUCAAUCACCAUCCGUUCCAAUCGAUCUCACCAACACCAUUUCCUCCUCGUCUGCACUCGACCAUGGCUUGCGGCCGGCGACUGGCCAACUGACGGACUCAAUCGAUGCGCUGGGCCGCUCCCACGCGGCACGACAAGCAACCAUGGUCGCAGGUGGCGACGAAGGCCUCGAGGGGCGGCCGCCCUAUUUCCACUCCAUGCUCGCCGGUGGCCUCGGCGGCACGUUCGGCGACAUGCUCAUGCACUCCCUCGACACAGUCAAGACACGACAGCAAGGCGAUCCCCAUGUCCCGCCUAAAUACACAUCCCUCGGAUCCUCCUACUACACCAUCCUGCGCCAGGAGGGCAUCCGCCGCGGCCUCUAUGGCGGCUGGCUGCCCGCUCUCUUCGGGUCGUUCCCGGGCACCGUCAUUUUUUUCGGCACCUACGAGUUUAGCAAGCGGCACAUGAUCGACGCCGGGGUCCAGCCGCACAUUGCCUACUUGACCAGCGGCUUUGUUGGCGAUCUCGCCGCGUCCGUCGUCUACGUGCCCUCCGAGGUGCUCAAGACACGCCUCCAGCUGCAGGGCCGCUACCAGAACCCAUAUUUCCACUCGGGGUACAACUAUCGCGGCACGCUCGAUGCCGCGCGCACAAUCGUCCGCUACGAAGGCACUGCGGCGCUGUUCCACGGCUACAAGGCGACCCUGUACCGCGACCUGCCCUUUUCGGCGCUGCAGUUCAUGUUCUGGGAGCAGGCCCAGAGCUGGGCCCGCCAGUGGAAGCAGAGCCGCGACAUUGGCCUGCCGCUCGACUUUUUCACCGGCGCUGGUGCCGGCGGUCUCGCUGGUGCUAUGACAUGUCCUUUGGACGUGGUCAAGACGCGCCUGCAGACCCAGGUCCGGCCAGACGCGGCCAAUGGGACAAGCGCAGCCGCUCUGUCGGCGUCCUCUUCCUCCUCCUCUUUAUCUUCCGCGUCCCUCAGAUCCAGCAACACACCGCCCGAUGUGCCCAGCAAGCACACGUCCGAGACGGCCAACAGCCAGCCACCGCCACAAAAACGGCUCAUCUCGACGUCGUCGCCGUCCACGCACACUCCGAAGCCCGGCGCCAUCCAUCUCGAGACGUCGUCCGUCAUCAAGGGCCUCAAGUUCAUCUACCAGACCGAGGGCAUUGGCGGAUGGUUCCGCGGCGUCGGUCCGCGCGUGGUGUGGACGAGCAUCCAAAGCGGGUGCAUGCUGCUGCUGUACCAGACCAUCCUGCGCCAACUUGCAGUCAUGAUGCCCUCGGAAGAGCUGGAGGAUGUGACGUAA